AUCACUUAUUAGCAUCGUCCAAAUUUUGAGAGAGAGAGAGAGAGAGAGAGAGAGAGAGAGAGAGAGCCCAUGGAAGAAUUCAUUUCCUACUGUCCCAAAGAGAGAAGGGGUUGCAUUGGAUGGGUUGAGAAGUACUUCAAGGACUGCCUGUGUAAUCUCAACGACGAGAUUUCAUUUGGUCUGGGCUUAGUGAGUUUAGUCAGCUGGGGAGUGGCUGAAAUACCUCAAAUAAUCACCAACUUCGGUAACAAAUCAGGCAGCGGAGUGUCUCUGGCAUUUCUCUUCACUUGGAUUGUUGGAGACAUCUUCAACCUCGUGGGCUGCGUUCUUGAGCCAGCCACGCUACCGACCCAAUUCUACACUGCUUUGCUAUACACAGCCACCACAGUAGUAUUGGUGUUGCAGUGCAUAUAUUACGAUCACCUUCUCCAGUGGUGGAAUUUCCGAAACAAAGAAGCCAAUCUGGACGUUAAAGAAGAGCCAACACCUUUGAAAUUCAAUUCUGUGGAUCCGAGCAGAGCUGCAGGAAACUCCCCUGUUCAAGUGCCUCAUCAGAGGAAGUUCUACUAUACGUCAGCAAGAUCAAUGGCCGGAAGCGAUACACCGCCGUUCAAAUCGUACAUAAAGCCUAAAAGUGGUCCUUCUGCUCUGGAGGUUAACAGCGAUUCAUCAUCGGAAGACGAAACGAUGCUAGCUCCCUCCAAGAAAUACUCUCAGCCUUGGAGAAUUCCCCGUUCGGUGGGCUAUGGAACGUUUCUGGGUACUUCAGCCAACUUGCCUUUCCUAAGCAGGGCCUUGACAGGAGCAUACUUGAAAUCAUCUGGCAGGAGAUUAUUGCAGGAGUAUGAUUCUGAUCAAGAAAAAGCAUUGGGGGAAUGGCUGGGAUGGUUGAUGGCUGCUAUAUACAUGGGCGGCCGAAUCCCGCAGAUUUGGUUGAAUAUCAAAAGAGGGAGUGUGGAGGGAAUGAAUCCUCUCAUGUUCAUCCUUGCCCUCAUUGCCAAUGCCGCUUACACUGGAAGUAUCCUAGUGCGAAGCACUGAAUGGGAGAAGAUAGAAACUAACAUGCCUUGGUUGCUGGAUGCUGUAGUUUGCGUGGUGCUUGAUCUCUUUAUCAUCCUUCAAUAUGUUUACUACAGGUACAUCAAGGCUAAGAAGGUUCAGUCAUAUUAUGGACAUAUCUAAUUAAGCUUUUGUGUAACGUAUUCUUGACUUUUAAGACUUUUUUCAUUUCCCUUUCUUUUCUGUUUUUUUCUCCCUCGGGUACGUAUUUGUAGAAGUUUAAUAAUUUGUAGUAUUAUUGGUUUGUCUGAGCGAAUUUUCGAAGAGAAGAUCGAAUGGCGACAAUUAUUGCGUGAUUGAACUA
Rhododendron vialii is the source of this 1363-nucleotide messenger RNA. Its product is annotated as probable vacuolar amino acid transporter YPQ1. NCBI's taxonomy places the organism in Eukaryota, Viridiplantae, Streptophyta, Magnoliopsida, Ericales, Ericaceae. The record is from RefSeq and is a predicted model, not a curated record. The coding region runs from base 70 to 1182 and encodes 370 amino acids. The transcript has 12 exons.